CUCUAGGGAAAAGCGAUCGCCGUGGGCGAGUCGUGAAGAGCUAGCCUUACUGGUAAAUGGUGUCGGUCAUCUUGUCGGACUACACUGCCUUGCAUGCAUGAUCUGAGGGUCCCUGGAAAACGAUGUGGAAAUAGGAAAAAGAAAAGAAAAGAAAAGAAAAGUUAUCGGGCAAGAAAAGAGAAAAACGCGGCCCAGGAUUACGUUUUUUUCUUUCUUUUUUUCUUUUUCUCUUUCAUUUUCUUCCUUUUCCAAAUAGCGUUGUUGGUCGCCCCUCCAGAUACAGCUUGCUGCAUCUCCGACGCAUACGGAUCCUGGAACUUAAUAGGUGGCAGAUGCAUCUAGCCGCAUCAGUUGCGAAGCUACUGGCAUCAGAGGCCCACAAUAGCGGUUUUCUUUUC
Aspergillus steynii IBT 23096 is the source of this 398-nucleotide messenger RNA. RefSeq lists its product as uncharacterized. Bases 94 to 342 code for a protein of 82 amino acids. NCBI's taxonomy places the organism in Eukaryota, Fungi, Ascomycota, Eurotiomycetes, Eurotiales, Aspergillaceae. The transcript has a single exon. The record is from RefSeq and is a predicted model, not a curated record.